Tetrahymena thermophila SB210 is the source of this 627-nucleotide messenger RNA. RefSeq names its product glutathione S-transferase, amine-terminal domain protein. The record is from RefSeq and is a predicted model, not a curated record. Lineage: Eukaryota; Ciliophora; Oligohymenophorea; Hymenostomatida; Tetrahymenidae. The transcript has a single exon. Gene Ontology annotation, biological process: glutathione metabolic process. Gene Ontology annotation, molecular function: glutathione transferase activity.
AUGUCUUCUAAUACUAUCACUUUAGGCUACUGGGCUCUCCCUUUAAGAGGAUAACCAAUUAGAUAUAUUUUUGAAUUAGCUAAAUUUCCCUAUUAACAAACUCUUUACACUUCUGCCACUGCAUCUAACUGGUUUGGUAAAGACAAACAAGAACUCGGAUUAGAUUUCCCCAAUUUGCCUUAUCUUAUUAAAGGAGAUUUCAAGAUUACUGAAUCUUAAAAUAUUGUUAACUAUGCAAUUGAUAUCACUAAAUAGCAACAUUUAUUAGGAACAGGUUAAAAAACAUUCAAAAUUGACAAUAUUAGAUUCUUCUGCGACGAAUUGACUAGCAAGGUAUUUUUGGCCACAAGAAAAAGUGGAGAAGAAAAGACAACUGAAAUAAACAACGUUUUAAUUCCUAAGUUUAAAUACUUGCACAAGUAAUUAGGAAACAAUGUUUAUUUCUUUGACAACAAGUUAUCUCUUGCUGAUAUAUUUGCCUACACUGCAAUCAAUGUCUUCAAGCUUAAGUUCAAUGAAGAAUACUAACAAUUUUCAUCAACCUUCGACCCCUUCAUGAAAAACUUCGAAGAAAUACCUUUAAUUAAAGAAUACCACAACUCUGAUCGUUAUCCUAAAAUGCCUUGA